Nylanderia fulva is the source of this 1262-nucleotide messenger RNA. Its product is annotated as S-methyl-5'-thioadenosine phosphorylase. NCBI's taxonomy places the organism in Eukaryota, Metazoa, Arthropoda, Insecta, Hymenoptera, Formicidae. Gene Ontology annotation, molecular function: S-methyl-5-thioadenosine phosphorylase activity. Gene Ontology annotation, cellular component: cytosol. The record is from RefSeq and is a predicted model, not a curated record. Gene Ontology annotation, biological process: nucleoside metabolic process.
UAAAAACGAUUGUGCAGCUCAAGAUGUGAGAUAUCUCCUCUUUUGCUUAUAUAAUUUAAGUUUGAUCUUGAACUCAGUUGAUCUCUUCUAUCUUCUAUCGUAUCUAAUCAGCCGGGUGUCUGUCGAAAUCGAAGAAGAGUUAUAUAAUAAGCAUUACACAUUAUUUUUAAAUAGUUAUAUUGCAAAUUCAAACAACGAAUCAAAUAUCUAAUAUGGCGAAUCAAAUUAAGGUAGGAGUAAUAGGUGGCUCAGGUCUGGGUGAUUGUCUUCACAGAUCAUUCAAUUGUACCAAUACCAUAAGUCGUGAGAAUGCAAAAAAUGAUUUUGGAUAUCCCUCUAGUGAUCUUUACUAUGGAUCCAUUGAUGGAAUAAAUGUAGUGUUAUUAUCCAGACAUGGCGCAGGACAUAAGAUAAAUCCUACUGGAGUUAAUUAUCGUGCUAACAUAGAAGCAUUGCGACUUGCUGGAUGUACCCAUAUAUUGGCAUCUACUGCAUGUGGAUCAUUGACAGAAUCCAUCAGUAGAGGACAAUUAGUUGUGCCUGACAGCUUUAUAGACAGAACUUUUGCCAGAAAUACAUUUUAUGAUGGAACAUCUGUUAAAUAUAGCGGAGUAUGCCAUAUACCAAUGGAGCCUGCAUUUGAUCCACGAACAUCAGAAAUUUUGAUACAAUCAGCAAAAAAGUUAGGAUAUAAUAUAAGAAAGGGUGGGACCAUAGUAACCAUUGAAGGACCACGUUUUUCCUCUAAAGCAGAAAGUAAUGCUUUUCGUCUCUGGGGUGGACAUUUAGUUAACAUGACUAUAUGUCCAGAGGUAUUCCUGGCAAAAGAAGCAGGUAUCUUGUACGCAGCUGUAGCAAUGGCAACUGAUUACGAUUGUUGGAGAGAUUGUGAAGAUAAUGUUCAUGCAGCUGAUGUCGUUAUUGUAUUCAAACAAAAUGUUGAUAAAAUAACAAACGUAUUACUAGAAUCAGUAAAAAGUAUUGGUUCUGGAGAAUGGAAGCAGGAUAUGCUUAAAUUGAAGGAUCUAAUCGAAAGCAGCAAUGUGUCUUCAAAAAAUAAAAUUCCUUUUACAAACGGGAAUAUAAAAAUAAUAUACGUGUGUCUAUGUGUAUAUAUACAUAUAUACAUACACAUAAUCAUAAAUGAUAAUCAUUAAAGGCUAUAAAAUGUACAAAAUUUUAUUAUAUGCACAUCCAUGCGCACAAAUUCUUAUAUGUUUGUAUGAUCUUUUAUGAAGAAAGUUUUAUACAUAUUACAAUAA